Messenger RNA from Mycotypha africana, 2064 nucleotides. RefSeq lists its product as uncharacterized. The record is from RefSeq and is a predicted model, not a curated record. Lineage: Eukaryota; Fungi; Mucoromycota; Mucoromycetes; Mucorales; Mycotyphaceae. The coding region runs from base 306 to 1922 and encodes 538 amino acids. The transcript has a single exon.
UGGCACAGUUGUGCACUCAUUUUGAUUGGGCUGAGAAUAUUUGAUCCGCAUAAUUGAAACACAGGCGCGCCACUUCGGGACAUGGCGAAUAUAGCAAGAAUGUAGCAGACUUCCUUGACUUAAUCAAAUGAAAAGCGAUGCGGUUAUUCGGGCAAUGACUACAGUAGCUUGGCGUAGUAGCAAAGUAGUGAAUGAGGGGGAAAAAAAAGCACUAAGAGAUUGCCAUCAAAAAAAUAUAUAAAAGAGGCUACUUAGUAGGCUCUUUCGGCUUUUGGAUUACUCUUAAACAACGUUUAUUCUCUAAAAUGUAUCACGCUACUAGUGCUUCCACAAACGAUACCUCUUCAGUUACCUAUGAUAGUAACCCUGUACCUAUAAAGAUUGUUAUUUUCUGCAACAAUAAUGCACCAUUAGAAUUCACUUUUGCGCCUGAAAAGCUUUCCUGGGACAGUCUUAUUGUUAUAAUGCAAUCAUCAUCAGGUUCUUCUUUAGAAUUGCCUUUGAUUCUUUACUACACAACUGCCGCUCAACCUCAAACCGUCUUGUCUGUGGAAAAUCAAGAACAAUUAAAAGAUUUGUUAAGGUCACUUCUGACAUCCAUACCUCUGCCUACUGGCGAUGACAGCAACACCAACCAAAGCAACAGUAUGAUGACUCUACGUUUCUAUAUGGAUAAAGACAAAGUGAUGACUCCUGUUUUCGUAUCCUCAGCAGCAGCUUUUAACCGUCUCUCUGAACUUAUCAAUGAACAUCAAUGGGUCAUUCAAAAUAGUCGUUGUAUUGUUCGUUGGAUUGGUAUGCUUGCUUCUUAUAUUGCGUUGAAUGGUUGUUCUGGUAAUAAUUCUUUCGAGCCUGAAUUCAGGGCUCUUGAGAGAAUGAUUGAAAGAAAAGCGAUGAAGAUGAAAUACAAUGCUACUACUGCUACCGCUGCCACGACUUCCACGGCUGUACCCGAUGAGAAACAACCGGAGAAUAGUGCUCUUUCUGCGGGUGAAGGUCAGGAUUUUUCUCAAGAAAGACCUCGUUGUCCUGCUAUUGACACUGAAGAAACAGAAGAUGGAGAAGAAGGCGUAAGAGGAUUUCCUCCUCACCCACCUCACUUUAUGGAUCCUCGAAUGAUGCGCGGUCCCCAUAUGCGCCAUCCUUUUGCAUUUGGUCCCCAUCCCCACCACGGCCAUCCGUUUGGUUUUGGUAGUGGUUUUGAUUUUGAUAAAAGAAGAAUGUUUCAUGAUAGCCAUCCUCGUUGCCAAGAAGGUGACGAGCCACUGUUUAAUGGUUUAGGUGAUUUCUUAUGGGGCAGUGAUCGUCACCCUCAUGGUCCUUGUGGUAUUCCUGGUCCUUUUGGUCCUCCUGGCCAUUUUGGUCCUUCUGGCCAUUUUGGUCCUUUUGCCGGUGCUGAAAAUGAUUUCUUUGGUCAUUUCCAUGGUAGAGGUCGACCACCACAUCAUCCUUUCUUUAGUCCUCGUGGUUUCUUUGGUGAUGGUUUCCCUCAUGGUGAUAACAGAGGAAGUGGUUCUUUUACGCAGCAACAACAGCAGCAUCCCCAUUGUCCCCCUUAUGGUCCCUUUGCUCACUUUAUGGCAAGUGAAAAAGGAGGCGAAAAUACCUUUGGUUGUCCUCAUGGUUUAGGUGGAGGUAAAAGAGAUUAUGGUUGUCGUCGUCAUCAUCCUUAUCCUCAUCCUCAUCGAGGUGUCCCUUUUUGUCCGGAAUCUUCCAGUGACUCUGAUAUGGAAGUUUGUUUCGAUAACUGGGGUAAUCGCCCUCAUCAAACAGGUGCUCACUUUCGUGGAGGCAGCUGCCAUUUUCACUGUCCUAAUGAGCAACAAGUAGAACAAGAAGAACAAGAGGGUGAAAUAUCCAAAAAAUUCGAUCAUUUAAACUGUGAAGAAACAGCAACAAAAUCAACAACGGGAAGAAGAUGAGUUAGGAAGGAAACUGCUAUGCGGUCAAGAAGAUCAUGUUUACGUAAUGCCGAUAAAAGAAUUUGAAAGACUUGCUCGCGGUAUUCGCAAAGGACAUAAAUUUGGUGGUCAUUUUGGCAUUCCAAAAUAUUAUUUUGCUAUC